This is a messenger RNA of Hippopotamus amphibius kiboko, 5338 nucleotides long. RefSeq names its product ATP-binding cassette sub-family C member 3-like. The transcript is spliced from 31 exons. Gene Ontology annotation, cellular component: membrane. Lineage: Eukaryota; Metazoa; Chordata; Mammalia; Artiodactyla; Hippopotamidae. The record is from RefSeq and is a predicted model, not a curated record. Gene Ontology annotation, molecular function: ATP hydrolysis activity; ATP binding; ABC-type transporter activity. The coding region runs from base 19 to 4851 and encodes 1610 amino acids. Gene Ontology annotation, biological process: transmembrane transport.
CCGGGCUGAUAGGGGGCCAUGCUCUUUUUCCUCGCAGUCCUGUGCCGGCCCGAUGGACGCUCUGUGUGGCUCCGGGGAGCAUGGCUCCAAGUUCUGGGAGCGCCCUCUCUGUGCCAGGGAUUGUUCCAGGCAAAUGAGGAAUACGACGGGCAGCAGAACCAAGAAACCGGUCCUCACGGAACACGUAUUCCAGUGGGAGAAGAUAGAAAAGACUCCAAUCUCUCCGUGCACACAGACAACCCGGACUUCACUCCCUGCUUCCAGAACUCCCUGCUGGCCUGGGUGCCCUGCAUCUACCUGUGGGCUGCCCUGCCCUGCUACCUGUUCUACCUGCGGCGCCACCACCAAGGCUACAUUGUGCUCUCUCACCUCUCCAGGCUCAAGACGGCCUUGGGCGUCCUGCUGUGGUGCGUCUCCUGGACUGACCUCUUCUACUCCUUCCAUGGGCUGGUCCACGGCUGGGCCACCGCCCCCAUCUUCUUUGUCACCCCCUUGGUGGUGGGGGUCACCAUGCUGCUGGCCACCCUGCUGAUCCAGUAUGAGCGGCUGCAGGGCGUCCGUUCCUCGGGGGUCCUCAUCGCCUUCUGGUUCCUGUGUGUGGUCUGUGGCAUCGUCCCCUUUCGUUCCAAGAUCCUUUCAGCUUUGGCACAGGGCAAGAUCUCAGACCCCUUCCGCUUUACCACCUUCUACAUCUACUUUGCCCUGGUGCUCUCCGCCCUCAUCCUCUCCUGCUUCAAGGAGAAGCCACCGUUUUUCUCCCCCAAGAAUAUCGACCCUAACCCCUGCCCAGAGGCUGGAGCUGGCUUCCUCUCCCGCUUAUCUUUCUGGUGGUUUACAAAGUUGGCCAUCCUCGGAUACAGGCAGCCCCUGGAGGAGCAGGACCUCUGGUCCCUGAACAAGGAGGACUGCUCCCAGAUGGUGAUGCAGAGGCUACUGGAGGAGUGGAAGAAGCAGCAAGAGCAGGCAGCGCGAUACCAGGCUGCGGAGCGUCCUGAAAAGAGACUGUCCAGCGAGGGUGAGGUGCUGCUGGGUGGCCGGGCCCGGACCCGGGAGCCCUCCUUCCUAUGGGCCCUGAUGGCCACCUUCAGCUCCAGCUUCCUCCUCAGCAUGUGCUUCAAGCUGAUUCAGGACCUGCUGACUUUCAUCAACCCACAGCUGCUCAGCAUCCUCAUCCGAUUUAUCUCAAACCCUACGGCCCCCAGCUGGUGGGGCUUCCUGGUAGCCGUUCUGAUGUUUGUGUGCUCCGUGAUCCAGACUCUGAUCUCACACCAGUAUUUUCACUGCAUCUUUGUGAUGGGGUUGAGGUUCCGCACAGGGAUCAUAGGUGUCAUCUAUAGGAAGGUCAGCUGGAGCAGGGCAGGGGGUGCUGGGGAGGCCAGCCCUGGGGAUCCUGGAGAGACUGGAGGGCCCAGUCAUCACCCUGCUGUCCACCUGCAGGCUCUGGUCAUCACCAAUUCUGUCAAACGUGAGUCCACUGUGGGAGAAAUUGUCAACCUCAUGUCAGUGGACGCCCAGCGCUGCAUGGAUGUGGUCCCUUUCAUCAACCUGCUGUGGUCAGCACCCCUGCAGAUCAUCCUGGCAGUGUACUUCCUCUGGCAGAACCUGGGUCCCUCUGUCCUGGCUGGAGUCGCUCUCAUGGUCUUGCUGAUCCCGCUCAAUGGCGCCGUGGCCGUGAAGAUGCGUGCGUUCCAGGUAGAGCAAAUGAAGUUCAAGGACUCACGCAUCAAGCUGAUGAGCGAGAUCCUGGGUGGCAUCAAGGUGCUGAAGCUGUAUGCCUGGGAGCCCAGCUUCUUGAAGCAGGUGGAGGGCAUCCGGCAGGAUGAGCUCCGUCUGAUGCGCCGGGCUGCCUACCUCCAUGCCACGUCCACCUUCAUCUGGAUCUGCACCCCCUUCCUGGUGACCCUGACCACCCUCGGGGUGUACGUGUCUGUGGACAAGAACAAUGUGCUGGAUGCUGAGAAGGCCUUUGUGUCCGUGUCCCUGUUCAACAUCUUAAAAAUUCCCCUCAACAUGCUGCCCCAGCUAAUCAGCAACCUGGCCCAGACCAGUGUGUCUCUGAAACGGAUCCAGCAUUUCCUGAGCCAAGACGAACUUGACCCCCAGUGUGUGGAGAGAAAGAUCAUCACCCCAGGCUACGCUGUCACCAUACACAAUGGCACCUUCACCUGGGCCCAGGACCUGCCACCCACCCUGCACAGCCUAGAUAUCCAGGUGCCAAAAGGGGCACUAGUGGCUGUGGUAGGGCCUGUGGGUUGCGGGAAGUCCUCCCUGUUGUCUGCCCUGCUGGGAGAGAUAGAGAAGCUGGAAGGCAAGGUGUAUAUGAAGGGCUCUGUGGCCUACGUGCCCCAGCAGGCGUGGAUCCAGAACUGCUCUCUUCAGGAAAACGUGCUGUUUGGCCAAGCCCUGAACCCCAAGCGGUACCAACAGGCCCUGGAGGCCUGUGCCCUGCUAGCUGACCUGGAGGUGCUACCUGGUGGGGACCAGACAGAGAUUGGAGAGAAGGGCAUUAACCUGUCUGGGGGCCAGCGUCAGCGGGUCAGUCUGGCCCGAGCUGUUUACAGUGAUGCCGACAUUUUUUUGCUGGAUGACCCACUGUCAGCUGUGGACUCCCAUGUGGCCAAGCAUAUCUUUGACCACGUCAUUGGGCCAGAAGGUGUGCUGGCAGGAAAGACCCGGGUGCUCGUGACGCAUGGCAUCAGCUUCCUGCCCCAGACGGACUUUGUCAUGGUGCUAGCUGACGGGCACGUGUCUGAGGUGGGCACCUACGCAGCCCUGCUGCAGCACAAUGGCACCUUUGCCAACUUCCUCCACAACCAUGCACCUGAUGAGGGCAAGGAACACCAGAAGGCUGACAGCAGGACCGCCUUGGAGGACAAAGAGGAUGAGGAGGUGCUGCUGGUGGAAGACACGCUCAGCAAUCACACAGACCUGGCGGACGAUGAGCCGGUGACAUACGAGGUCCAGAAGCAGUUUAUGAGACAGCUGAGUACCAUGUCCUCGGAAGGAGAGGGCCAGGGUCGGCCUGUGCCCAGGAGGCGCCUGGGUGUGGCAGAAAAGGUAGUGCAGGCAACAGAGGCAAAGGCAAGCCACGCGCUGACCCAGGAGGAGAAGGCGGAGAUGGGCACUGUGAAGCUGAGCGUGUACUGGGAUUACGCCAAGGCUGUGGGGCUCUUUACCACACUGGUCAUCUCUCUUCUGUGCGGGGCUCAAACUGCAGCUGCCAUUGGGGCCAACGUGUGGCUCAGUGCCUGGACCGAUGAGGCUGUGGUGAACAGCCAGCAGAACAACACCUCCCAGAGGCUGGGUGUCUAUGCCGCCUUGGGAAUUGUGCACGGGCUCCUGGUGAUGCUGUCAGCCAUCACGAUGGCGGUGGGUGGUGUCCAGGCUGCACGCUUGCUUCACCAGGCACUGCUGCACAACAAGAUGCGCUCGCCGCAGUCCUUCUUCGAUACGACGCCCUCAGGCCGCAUCCUCAACCGCUUCUCAAAGGACAUCUACGUCAUCGAUGAGGUUCUGCCUCCCACCAUCCUCAUGAUGAUGAACGCCUUCUACAAGUCCAUCUCCAUCCUCGUGGUCAUCGUGGCCAGCACACCACUCUUCGCUGUGGUCAUCGUGCCUUUGGCUGUCCUCUACCUCUUUGUGCAGCGCUUCUAUGUGGCUACGUCACGGCAACUGAAGCGGCUGGAAUCUGUCAGCCGUUCACCCAUAUACUCCCACUUUUCGGAGACGGUGACUGGUUCCAGCGUCAUCCGGGCCUACGGCCGCAGCCAGGACUUUAAGGCCAUCAAUGAUGCUAAGGUAGACACCAACCAGAGGAGCUGCUACCCCUACAUCGUCUCCAACAGGUGGCUGGGGAUCCGAGUGGAGUUCGUGGGCAACUGUGUUGUGCUCUUCGCUGCACUCUUUGCUGUGACUGGGAGAAGCAGCCUGAGUCCGGGGCUGGUGGGCCUGUCUGUGUCCUAUGCCCUGCAGGUGACGGUGGCUCUGAACUGGAUGAUACAAACGAUUUCAGACUUGGAGUCUAAUAGUGUGGCCGUGGAGAGAGUCAAGGAGUACUCUAAGACAGAGACCGAGGCCCCCUGGGUGGUGGAGGGUAGCCGCCCACCCGCGGGCUGGCCAUCGCACGGUAAGGUGGAGUUCCGGAAUUUCUCUGUGCGCUACCGGCCGGGCCUGGAGCUGGUGCUGAAGGACUUGAGUCUGCAAGUGCAUGGUGGCGAGAAGGUGGGGAUCGUGGGCCGCACUGGGGCCGGCAAAUCCUCCAUGACCCUCUGCCUGUUCCGCAUCCUGGAGGCUGCGGAAGGCGAAAUCCUCAUCGACGGCCUCAAUGUGGCCGACAUCGGGCUCCAUGACCUGCGUUCUCAGCUGACCAUCAUCCCCCAGGACCCCAUCUUGUUCUCGGGGACCCUGCGCAUGAACCUGGACCCCUUUGGCAAUUACUCAGAGGAAGACAUGUGGCGAGCCUUGGAGCUGUCCCACUUGCACACGUUUGUGAGCUCCCAGCCGGCAGGCCUGGACUUCCAGUGCUCCGAGGGCGGGGAGAAUCUCAGCGUGGGCCAGCGGCAGCUCGUGUGCCUGGCCAGAGCCCUGCUCCGCAAGAGUCGCGUCCUGGUUUUAGAUGAGGCCACAGCCGCCGUCGACCUGGAGACUGAUGACCUCAUCCAGGCUACCAUCCGUACCCAGUUUGAGACCUGCACGGUGCUGACCAUUGCACAUCGGCUCAAUACCAUCAUGGACUACACCAGGGUCCUGGUCCUGGACAAAGGGACGAUAGCUGAGUUUGAUUCUCCAACCAACCUCAUUGCAGCCAGAGGGAUCUUCUACGGGAUGGCCAGAGAUGCUGGACUUGCCUAAACUAUAUUCCUGGGAUGUCUUCCUGGUUUUCAUCAGGAAGGGAAAGGACACCAAGUAUGUCUACAGAUUGGACUUGAUGGCAAACGCUGGGGACGUUUGUCAGCUUCUGUCCCUGUUAAGUGCUUUGCAGGAGAGCCAUGCUAACUGCUUCAGGUGAGGAAGUGAAACCCAAGAGGGGAAUGACGUGCCCAAGGUUAUAGCUAAUUUGGGGCAGAGCCCAGACUCGUCCCCCAGUCUCCUGAUUCCUAAUAUGGUGUUAUUUCCACACUGUCCUGUUUUCAAUCAUUUCAUGGGAUGACCUCCCUACCCCCAUGAUUUCUCAUAUUUUCUACUCUGAAGUUUUUUUUUUUUAAAUAAAGCCUUUUCCUUCUGGAACAGAAGACUGCCAGGUCAGGUCGUCCCUAGGAACUAAGUCUGGUACCUGGGGUGCUGGCCUGGAUCCAUUAAAAAUGGAACAAUGAUGAAAUAAAGCUACGUGUCAACCAUA